AUGCUGACGCAAGUCAAAUGGGCACUCGCACGCCCCAUACUGCCUCUGCUCAAAGAGAGAGAAGACAGACUAGAGGCUUCAGGACGAUGGGCAGACGCGCAGAAGCUACGGAAGCAUCAGCAUAAGAUACUCGGAAUGUCCGAGGACAAGUGGCAAGCGUUUCAUGAAUAUCUUCAGAGCACCUAUCGACUGCGUUUGGUGGCCCAGCGGCGGAUGGCCCUUGAGAAACGACAGUGGCAAAUAACACGCGGCGAAUCCACUGACGCCGAAAAGGACCCCGCCGAGUUGGAAGAAAUCCGGAGGAAAUUGGAAGCGCUGAAUAUGGAGCAUCAUAGUUCAAUGCGAUGGUGCUGGGACACUGACCUGCGUCAAUGGGAUGGCCCGUUUGUACGGGCGUUGCGGGCUACUGCGAGCAUUACGAUACCGUGGGAUACACCCUUCUUGGUGUGGGAGUGUAAAAUGAAACGCGGAUGUUGUUUGAGAAAUUGCGGUUGCUGCAAGAUGCCACGCAUUUUUCACAGAGGCGCUCCGGGUCACUGCACACCGGCCUGUGCCUGCUGCGAGAAGGAUAGAGGGUUUCCGAUACCGUUUACUGCAGACAUGAAUGAGCCUUACCUCCUUCCCUUCAACAUGAAAACCCGAAGUGAGACCUCGUACAGCGGUCAGAUGAUGAAUGCCCGUGUUUGGGGAAUAGGCCCGUCGAAGGAAAAAGGUCCAGUUCAGAUCAAGAAGUGA
Messenger RNA from Aspergillus melleus, 735 nucleotides. RefSeq lists its product as uncharacterized. The coding region runs from base 1 to 735 and encodes 244 amino acids. The record is from RefSeq and is a predicted model, not a curated record. Lineage: Eukaryota; Fungi; Ascomycota; Eurotiomycetes; Eurotiales; Aspergillaceae. The transcript has a single exon.